Molecule: messenger RNA, 2896 nt
Organism: Etheostoma cragini (Arkansas darter)
Lineage: Eukaryota; Metazoa; Chordata; Actinopteri; Perciformes; Percidae
Exons: 4
Coding region: 98-2890 (930 amino acids)
Source: RefSeq, a predicted model, not a curated record
CUUCAGUCCUGGACCUGGACCCGUGAACAAGAAAAACCUUUGCACGUCAAACUCGUCGGUUGCCAGGGCAACACGCCGAAGAAGUAAAAAACCGAAGAUGUCUCAACAGAAAGAGAAUCUUUUUGCCAAACUGGAUCCAGAUGAAAUGGAUACUGAGGCAAGACAUUUCAAAACCAGAGAGACGGAUUCUACCCCCGGACCCUCCAGCUGGGGGAGCGAGAAGACCGUCUCCUUGACGUCCUCAAUCCUCUCAAUGAUCUCUGAAAUAGCCAGCGUCAUCGUCUCAGAGACACUGGACCGGACUUCUAGCGAUAUCGCCGAGCUGAUGCAGUCCAUCGCCCGGUGGGGGGCCGAGGAGCGCUCCAAGUCUGAGACGGACCACGAAGAUGAUGGAGGGAAAUAUUCAGCGGAUUUUUGCAUCAACCAAAAGGUGAAGCGGCAUUUGAAAAGGUUUUUUGGCCUCCGACGAGUAUUUGCAGAGCACAAAGGAGAGACAGUGGAAGACACAAAGAAAGACACUGAGGAGGAUUCAACACAGGCACCAGCAGGACAAGACGGCCAUCGUGCACCCACAGGGGACAGCUCCCCUGGCAGGAAGGUCGUCAAGAGGAUGAAGUCUGCAUGGAAGCGCUACUUCCAAUUGAAAAAGGUAGAAGAAGAGAAUCUGGAUGGCUGUCCAUGUCCUGAGGACCUAAGCUCGGACCAGGUGGAGGAUGUCACAGUAGAGGAGACCAGAAGUAUUUAUUUGUCCCUCGGUGGCUCAGAAGCAGAAUUAAAAGAUGAGAUCCUUGGGUCAGCCGGCAGCAACUCGACAUCUAAAGACACGAAUCUGGGAGAGGUGCCAAUCUACAUGGGGACGGACGCACCCUCAUGUUCUGAAAAGGUGUCUCCAACUGCCUCAAUGAGCUCCGAUGAGGACAUCAAGACUACCGAAGAAGCAGACCUGAACUCUGACCCUGUGCAACUUGUGGAUGUUAAGCAUGAGGACAUUACACCACAGACCAAAAAGGUUCCCUCAACAUUGUCCCUCACUGGCUUAUCUUGCUCAGUGGACUGUCAGGAAGUGAUGUCUGCAGUCAUAGAGGACGACCUUGUUGCUGUCUCAAACCGCUCCAGUGAGGACAACAAGGCUGCUGAGGAAUCAGGCCUGACCUCUGUCUCUCUCCAACUGGUGGAUGUGGCAGAUAAGGACGUCACACCAGAGAGCGUCAUGGAGAUUGAGUCACCCUCAAAGGCGGACAACAAAAACGUCUCUAGUUCUGUCGGGACAGGUGGGACAUCUGCAGGUGGACGUGUUAGCAAGAUCUUUAAGAAGAUGAAAUCUGCAUGGAAGACCUCCUUCAGAUCGAAACCAAGGAGGAAGGUCCAGCUGACAACAGGACAAGAUUUGGUUGAUGCUGUCAAGUUAGAAAGCAGUGACUCAAAAUCUGUCUCUCCUUGUCCUGACGAGGCGUCUCCCACUGUCUCGAUACACUUCAGUGAGGACAACAAGGCUGCUGAGGAAUCAGGCCUGACUUGCGUCCCUCUGGAACUGGUGGAUGUGGCGGAUAAGGACGUCGCACCACAAGAGAAAGAAGCCUCAGAACCAUCCACCCUCAGCUCAGUCCCACCUUCAGAACAGGACAGACGUCCUGAGGGUCUCCAAGAGGUCAACGGAUCAGAAGCAUUACCCCAGCUCGUUGGCCUGAAAAACGUCUUCUACACCAUGAUCAAGGGAUUCUUUGACAGCCUCACUGAAGAGGAUCUGGGUGAGACAAGCAAAGGUGUUUAUAACACUAAUGUGAAGGACAAGCUGGCUCGCACCUGUGCGGAGGUUCUGAGGCUCGUCAUAGAGACACUCACUGAUGUCCUAUCACAAGCCACAAAUCCAUUGGGUCCCCCAGACGCUACCUUGACCAGGAGUCCCACCUCUUCCCAGGCAGUCCGCCAGAACUUGGUCUUCACCGAGGACACCCUCCAGCAGAGCUUGAAAACCACUUUGGGCGAGGCUUACUGCGAAGCGAUUGGCACAGACAAAUCUGUUGGGAUCAAACCCACGUUCACAGAGGCCGUAAUGAGAGCCAUCCAUAAUGAGGUCAACUCGGUUCUGUCAGAAACUGGACCAUCCUCUCAUGUCUGUCCUGAUACCCGCUGCAAGCUCUCAAGUUGCAGAGCAUGCAACAAGAUGUUGGUAAUCCAGGCAAUAAAGUCCCUCCUCGCACAAUUUCAGACAAGACUGAGUGAAGAUGACAGAUUGACCGAUGAACAUGCCGUUAAAAUCCACAAGAAGAAGUCGCCGUGGUGGAUCUGCCUUCGUAAUCUACUGAAGAAGAAGAAGGUCCACCCAGUUUCAGAUGAACAAAUGGACCAGGCUGUCACGUUUGUGUCAUCUGGACUCUACUCAUCUCCUCAAGCCACAUCCAGCAUCGGCUCAAAGCCCUCCAGUCGGCGGAGCUCUACCCCUCUGGAGAUAGUGGAUUACGCAUCAGAGGAUGAGGAUCUCCAAACAGUAGAGACAGGAAACUCCAUCAGCUGGUCUCCAACAGCUCACCUAGAGGACAAGGUCAGCCAAGCCCGAUCCACGACUCCGACCGAGGUGGGAAGUUCUUUUGGUGACCCUGGCAGUGGGACCAGUGAUGUUGGGACAGAGCAGGGUGUCCCGGCUGCUUCGGGACCUGAAGCCAACGAGACCCAGGCUGAGAAGGGCACCAGAAUCUGCCCAUAUUGCAAGCGCAAGAUGGACGCUGACGAGACGGCUUCGGCUCAGGAUGAGGCGGUGCCCUCCAAGAGGUCUUCACUGCUGCAGAGAUUCUGGGUCUUCUGCCGCCGUCAAAGCUGUGGUCUUGGGACCGACCCCCCCCCCAGUAAACUACCACCAAAGUCUCCUUUCAUCCCCCUUCCUCUGUUUUAAUCAAGU